UGUCGUAAUUUAACCUUUCAUUAUGUUGCAACAAGUUUUCUUUAUUCUGUGCUUUUAACGAAUAUCGAAUUCCAUACAUGAUCUAGUCUGUCGUACGUAAUAAUUGGUAAUUCAUAAUAAAAAUUUAAGUGAAAAGUGAUUUGUCCGUUAAUUCGAGUUUUUAUUACAUUAUUACAAAAUGUCCCGUCAUCGAGAUGUUCGAUGUAUGAAUUAUUCGGAUGAGUAUGAUGGUUAUGACGAUGUAUAUGGACACUCAGUGGAGGAUGAUUAUUGCGUAUCGCCCAGUGCUGAACAAUUCUUGUUUGAUCGAAGCAAGCAACAAAAUAUUGCUUCUUUUAUUAUGGAGCCAGAUAUCGUUGAGGAUAAUGAGGAUGAUAAUACAGUAUCAUCCCUUGCAAGUAAAAAAUCAGAUCUUUCUGAGCUAGAAAGAGUGAAGUUAUUAUCUUGCAUGGAAGCUAUAAAAAAUGUUAUUGGAGAUUCAAUAGCUGAAUCUAAACUCGAAGAAGAAAUUAUCCAGUCAAGGUUUGACACAGAAGUAGCGCUAGAUAAACUUUUAAGAAUACCACCCCAGAAAAGUAUUACCGAACAAUCUAGAAGUAGUAAGGAGUGCCCGAAUCCUUGUCCAGGUAAUAAACUGUCAUCAAAAUCAACAUUACAAAUAAGUACACCUUCAAUGGUAAAAGUUGUGCCAGCUGGAACAAGUUCUAUUGUCAAAGGGUUUACUGUCACUGGAUCAGAAAAUACAGGUCAUUUGAGUCCACAUAUUCAGACUCCACGCUCUCAAAGCCCAUGUUCUGAACAAGACAGUCCAAAUGUAAAACGUAAAGAAAAUGUGAAACAAGAUAAGAGUAUAGUUUCUUUAGAAACUGAUUCUUUAAGAAGUCAAUCUCCCAUGUCUGGUCAUGUUACACCUGAUUUAGAUUAUAAGACAAAAUCUAUAGAGGACAAACGUGAUGUUUUACGUAUUUAUAAAGAUAGAAGAAGCAACAAUAAAGAACAAUUACACCUAGUUGUCGUCGGGCAUGUUGACGCUGGAAAGAGUACCUUGCUUGGACGACUUUUGUGUGAUUUAGGACAAGUUCCAUCAAGACUAAUUCACAAGUAUCAACAAGAGAGUAAAAAGAUUGGUAAACAAUCCUUUGCUUAUGCAUGGGUGCUAGAUGAAACAGGAGAAGAAAGGGAACGUGGAAUAACGAUGGAUGUUGGACAUUCUAAAUUUGAAACUGACAAUAAAUGCAUUACUCUUUUGGAUGCACCUGGCCACAAGGAUUUUAUUCCAAACAUGAUCACUGGUGCCACUCAAGCGGAUGUUGCCUUACUCGUAGUAGAUGCUACCAGAGGUGAAUUUGAGACUGGAUUUGAUAGUGGUGGACAGACUAGAGAACAUGCUUUAUUAUUACGUUCUUUAGGAGUGUCUCAAUUAGCUGUUGUAGUUAACAAAUUGGAUACGGUUAAUUGGUCAAAAGAAAGAUUUAACGAAAUUGUUAAUAAAAUGAGUGUUUUCUUAAAACAAGCUGGUUAUAGAGAGACCAUCAUUUUUGUACCUUGCAGUGGACUCUCAGGAGAAAAUAUAGUCACGGCACCAAAAACCGAAGGUCUUUCCAAUUGGUAUACUGGACCUACAUUAGUAAAUGUUAUCGAUAAUUUUAAGUGUCCAGAACGUCCAGUUAAUAAGCCAUUUAGAUUUUCUAUAAAUGACAUAUACAAAGGUACUGGCUCUGGAUUCUGUGUAUCUGGUCAUGUAGAAACAGGCAUGGUGGCUAUAGGGGAUAAAGUUUUGGUGUUGCCGCAAAACGAAGUUGCAUUUGUAAAAGGUUUACAAGCGGACGAUGUAUCUAUAGUAAAUGCCUUUGCCGGCGAUCAUGUUUCAUUGACAUUAUCAGGCAUUGACCAACAAAAUGUUGGAAUUGGUGAUGUCAUUUGCAAUCCACAAAAUCCCGUACCGGUAACAACAUGUUUUCAGGCACAUGUAGUCAUAUUCUCUAUUGUUGUGCCUAUUACAAAGGGCUUCCCAGUAAUAAUGCAUCAGCAAUCUUUGGUACAACCAGCUAUUAUAUCUAAAUUAAUAGCACAGCUUCAUAAAAGCACUGGAGAUGUGAUAAAAAAGAAGCCGCGCUGUUUACCUAAAAACUCUAGUGCGAUUAUUGAAAUAGUAACGCAAACUCCAGUUUGCAUGGAACUGUAUAAAGACGUUAAACAGCUUGGUAGGAUAAUGUUAAGAGUGGAAGGUACAACAAUUGCAGCCGGGCUGAUUACCAAAAUUAAAUGAUUAUUAAUCAGCUUAGUUCCUUGGUGCAGCAUCUACGCGUAGGAUGAAAUCCUGUAUUUAAUAUAAUAAAAAUCCUGGCCAAAAA
Messenger RNA from Vespa crabro (European hornet), 2354 nucleotides. RefSeq names its product protein HBS1 (gene HBS1). Gene Ontology annotation, biological process: translation. NCBI's taxonomy places the organism in Eukaryota, Metazoa, Arthropoda, Insecta, Hymenoptera, Vespidae. The transcript has 9 exons. The record is from RefSeq and is a predicted model, not a curated record. Gene Ontology annotation, molecular function: GTPase activity; GTP binding. Bases 179 to 2269 code for a protein of 696 amino acids.